UCAAUGGAAACGGUGCUGUUCUGAACGACCUGUUCAAAAAGGGGGAAGGCGUGGUUGCGUGGGUUUUGUGUUGGAGGAACGCUGUGCCGCAGUCAUUUACAGUAAAUUGCUUCAAUACACACCCACCAAACGUACCUCAAAGUAUGUUCAAGAUUGUUUUAGGGAAACGUGUCGUUCAGUACAAACCGUUAAACAACGUAAACGUUCAAUCGAACUGAACGCACCCCUGAGUAUCCUGGGAUGACUGUUUCCGCCUCUAGCCAGCUGUCCGAAUGAAUGAGGCGGAGGAUCUCCAUCAUUGCUUCUCAGUGAUAUAACAGCAAGGAUAUUCAUUUCACUAACAGUAUCUUUAGAUAUCACAAUGCAGACCCUCACACCCCACGUGUAUUGGGCACAGCGGCAUGGAGACAUCUACCUGCGUGUGGAGCUGAGUGACGCUAAGAAUCUUGAUAUCUGCGUGCAAAACAACACCCUGCAAUUCAAAGCUCAGGGUCAUGGAGCUAAAGGAGACAAUGACUAUGAGUUCAGUCUGGACUUCCUGGAACCAGUAAAACCUGAGGUUAGUCACAGGUCGACCCAGCGCCUGGUAAAUGUGACAGUGAGGAAGCAAGAGCAGCGUUGGUGGGAUAGACUCACUCUGCAGGAGAGGAAACCUCUCUUCCUGACGCCAGACUUCGACCGUUGGCUCGACGAAUCAGACGCGGAGAUGGAGCUUCAGGCUAAGGAAGAGGAGAAGAUAAACAAGGUCAGCAUCGAGUCAAGAAUCCAUAAAGACCCCUACCUGGGUCUAAAGAAGGGCUAUCUGUUCAUGUACAACCUGGUCCAGUUCCUGGGAUUCUCCUGGAUCUUUGUCAACAUGACCGUCCGUCUCUUCAUCCUGGGACAAGACUCGUUCUAUGACACGUUCCACACCAUUGCUGACAUGAUGUACUUCUGUCAGAUGUUGGCCGUAGCAGAGGUCAUGAACCCUCUAGUGGGUCUGGUCAAGACAGGGGUGUUCCCAGCUAUGAUCCAGGUGGUGGGUAGGAACGUAAUCCUGUUUGUGAUCUUCGGUAGUCUGGAGGAGAUGCAGAACAAAGCAGUGGUCUUCUUCGUCUUCUACCUCUGGAGCACCAUAGAGAUCUUCAGGUAUCCAUUCUACAUGCUGGCCUGCAUCGACACAGACUGGAAGCUGCUGACCUGGCUCAGAUACUCCAUCUGGAUGCCCCUCUACCCUCUGGGGGUGCUGGCAGAGGCUGUAGCUGUGAUCCAGUCCCUGCCUAUCUUCGAUGAGACCCGUCUGUACAGCGUCCCUCUACCUACGGUCCUGGGCUCGUCCGUCAGCUUUUCCUUCACUCUGAAGAUCUACCUGGUCCUCAUGUUCCUCGGCCUGUUCAUCAACUUCCGCCACCUGUUUCGCCAGAGGAGGAGACGAAUGCGCUCCAGGAAGAGGAAAAUGAACUAACGGAUAGAAAGACAAACUUCACGAUCUCUCCAGUCUCACUGCUGGUUGCCUUUUCACCUCUCUCCUCACACCUCUCCUCUGUCCUCUCUCCCCUCUCCUCUGUCCUGUCUCUCCUCACCUCUCCUCUCUCCUUACACCUCUCUCCCCUCACCUCACACCUCUGUCCUCCCUCCCCUCUCGUCUGUCCUGUCCUCUCGUCUCUCCCCUCUCUGUCCUGUCUCUUCUCUCCUCCACUGAUAAACAACCAACCACAUCCUCCUCUUCUCCUUUUCCUGUGGAGGUACCUCCUCUAACAGACACUCAUCUUCCUCACCCAGUCUGUCCAUCAGAGGUACCUCCUCUAACAGACACUCAUCUUCCUCACCCAGUCUGUCCAUCAGAGGUACCUCCUCUAACAGACACUCAUCUUCCUCACCCAGUCUGUCCAUCAGAGGUACCUCCUCUAACAGACACUCAUCUUCCUCACCCAGUCUGUCCAUCAGAGGUACCUCCUCUAACAGACACUCGUCUUCCUCACCCAGUCUGUCCAUCAGAGGUACCUCCUCUAACAGACACUCAUCUUCCUCACCCAGUCUGUCCAUCAGAGGUACCUCCUCUAACAAACACUCAUCUUCCUCACCCAGUCUGUCCAUCAGAGGUACCUCCUCUAACACAAACACUCAUCUUCCUCACCCAGUCUGUCCAUCAGAGGUACCUCCUCUAACAGACACUCAUCUUCCUCACCCAGUCUGUCCAUCAGAGGUACCUCCUCUAACAAACACUCAUCUUCCUCACCCAGUCUGUCCAUCAGAGGUACCUCCUCUAACACAAACACUCAUCUUCCUCACCCAGUCUGUCCAUCAGAGGUACCUCCUCUAACAGACACUCAUCUUCCUCACCCAGUCUGUCCAUCAGAGGUACCUCCUCUAACAGACACUCGUCUUCCUCACCCAGUCUGUCCAUCAGAGGUACCUCCUCUAACAGACACUCAUCUUCCUCACCCAGUCUGUCCAUCAGAGGUACCUCCUCUAACAAACACUCAUCUUCCUCACCCAGUCUGUCCAUCAGAGGUACCUCCUCUAACAGACACUCAUCUUCCUCACCCAGUCUGUCCAUCAGAGGUACCUCCUCUAACAAACACUCAUCUUCCUCACCCAGUCUGUCCAUCAGAGGUACCUCCUCUAACAGACACACUCAUCUUCCUCACCCAGUCUGUCCAUCAGAGGUACCUCCUCUAACAGACACUCAUCUUCCUCACCCAGUCUGUCCAUCAGAGGUACCUCCUCUAACAAACACUCAUCUUCCUCACCCAGUCUGUCCAUCAGAGGUACCUCCUCUAACAGACACACUCAUCUUCCUCACCCAGUCUGUCCAUCAGAGGUACCUCUAACACAAACAAGUGCAUUCAAUUCAUACCCUCUUUCUGAUUUAUAUCCAUGUCGUACUGUUAGUAUUGACAGAUACAUGUCAUACUGUUAGUAUUGACAGAUACAUGUCGUACUGUUAGUAUUGACAGAUACAUGUCGUACUGUUAGUAUUGACAGA
This is a messenger RNA of Salvelinus fontinalis (brook trout), 2968 nucleotides long. Its product is annotated as very-long-chain (3R)-3-hydroxyacyl-CoA dehydratase-like. Gene Ontology annotation, biological process: very long-chain fatty acid biosynthetic process; sphingolipid biosynthetic process; fatty acid elongation. Bases 362 to 1444 code for a protein of 360 amino acids. The transcript is spliced from 11 exons. Gene Ontology annotation, cellular component: endoplasmic reticulum membrane. NCBI's taxonomy places the organism in Eukaryota, Metazoa, Chordata, Actinopteri, Salmoniformes, Salmonidae. Gene Ontology annotation, molecular function: 3-hydroxyacyl-CoA dehydratase activity. The record is from RefSeq and is a predicted model, not a curated record.